AUGGCACAGGGAAGAAGCAGUGCAAUGGGCUUGGUGGCUUUGGUGCUUGUGGUUUUUGGGCUAUUGGAACUUAGCACGGCGACCACUUACACGGUGGGUGACAACGGAGGCUGGACUUUUGGCGUAUCUGACUGGCCAAAGGGAAAGAAGUUCGUGGCAGGAGAUGUGCUUGUGAUGACAUCUUCCUCUAUAAGAGAAGUUAGAGAGCUAUCAGAGGUGAUGGGAAAAACAGGACUUGAGGGACCAGAUGCAUCAAGUGCAUCCCAUAUCGGUGGUUUAUGUGGAGUUGAUGAAUUAGAAGAUGAAGGAGUUUGUAUAUCAAGCUCAUAA
Messenger RNA from Amborella trichopoda, 330 nucleotides. NCBI's taxonomy places the organism in Eukaryota, Viridiplantae, Streptophyta, Magnoliopsida, Amborellales, Amborellaceae. The record is from RefSeq and is a predicted model, not a curated record.